Amphibalanus amphitrite is the source of this 2695-nucleotide messenger RNA. RefSeq lists its product as uncharacterized. NCBI's taxonomy places the organism in Eukaryota, Metazoa, Arthropoda, Thecostraca, Balanomorpha, Balanidae. Bases 236 to 1429 code for a protein of 397 amino acids. The transcript is spliced from 9 exons. The record is from RefSeq and is a predicted model, not a curated record.
GCAAAUGAGACCUUUCAUGGAAAAUAUUUCCAUUGUUUAGAUUGAAAUUAUUCUGGGAGGAGGCGAAGAUAAUUUUAAUUUGCGAUUAAUUUAGCUUGGUUUGUUUCCUAUCUUUUCAUUUAGUCAAAUGUGGAAUUAAAUUACUGCCUAUUUUUAAUGCAGAUACCUUCACAGGGCUAACCUUUUCAUAAUAUUGACUGGCUGAGUGGUUGUGAGCUUCGGCUGGCCAGCUAACAUGGCUGACCCAACGAGCGUUGUCCAGGCGCAGAUAUUUCACAAACUGAAACAGCGCUUCACACACGUUCCUGAUGAGCAUAUCCGAGAGGUCAUGCACAAACACCGCUACAACGAGGUGAAGUGCUGCGACCUGCUGGAGAACUACGAGGUGGACACGAGCGUGCUAGCCGCCCCGCUGGCGCACAAGUACCAGCAGCUGUCAUCCACGGCACGGCACGCAGUCGGCGUGCUCGCCUCCAUGGAGCCCAACACGGCCGCCGGCAUGAGCUCCACGGCCCGGCUGCUCAACGACAUGAACCAGCCGCUGGAGGAUGUGCGCGUCGGCGGCCGGCGACUCGACCUGCCCGAGGUCGGGGCGAGGCGACUCGACCUGCCCGAGGUCGGCGCGAGGCGACUCGACCUGCCCGAGGCCGGGGGCAGGCGGCUCGACCUGGGCGAUUUCGGAGCUCGCAGACACGCCAUGCCGGAGCUGAACAGUGGACGGCGGACGGAGUUCCAGGACAUGGGUGGCCAGAUGGGUGGUCGCAGACACGAUCUGCCCGAGGCUGGCGGUCUCAGCUUCCAGCGGACGCCGCUGCGGGGCAGCACUGGCGCGCUGCCGUCGGCGUUCCCGGAGGAGCCGCGGCCUCGGCACAGCUCGUCUCCGGCCUCCCGGCUGUCGCCCGGCAGCGGGAUCCGGCCGCUCUUCAGCCGCGCCUCGUCCGCCAGCCAGGAGGCGCUCAUCACCAGGCAGACUGAGGCCUACAACAAGCUCUACGCCGAGGUGGAGCGAAACCGGCGCCUGCACGCUCAACUCCUAGCCGCCAUCACCGCCCUCCACACCCAGUUGUCACAGCGAGCCGCCCAGGAAGAUGAGAAGGAUCGACUGGCGGAGGAGAAUGAUAAGCUCCAGCGCGAGUGUGAUGCCAUAUCGACCGACAUCGAUAACCUGCGCCGAAUGCCUGGCCGGCUGCAGUCUCCCGUGUCGCCCGGCGCCUCUUCCAACCACCACCACCUCGGCAGCCAGCCGCCCGGUGUUGACGAGGACCCGGCGGAGGGACCGCAGUGGGCGUGCGGCUCGUGCACGUUCCUCAACCACCCGCUCAUCACCGACUGUGAACAGUGUGAGAUGCCGCGAAUUGUGCUAGGCACCUACAGCCAGGACGCAGGGUACGGGCUGCCCCACAUGCAGACAAAUCUGAACGCCACUUAGCUACUCCCGCUAUGCUGGUGCUGAAUCUCCGCUGGUGAAACCGUCCGCAGUAACGCCGUUAUCUCCGUGACGCGGUGACGUGAAACCUCGUGACGUGACGCGGUGAUGUACCUCGUGACGUAACGCACCCAGAGGUGCGUCACGCUGCCGUCCCAUGCGCCUCAAACCAAGGUGGAGCAGGUCGAAGUGUCUUAGAAAUGAAGAGGAUAUAUAGGUGACUUUUCGCUGGCCGUGCAUUGAUGCUGAAAAAAUCGUCUAAAGAAUAUGAAUUUCGGAGUUUAACGACCCUCUGGCAAGUGAAAUUAUCUGUUCCUUUUUGUUUGAGCUCUACUAUCCUGACGAAGCCUAAAAGACGUCUUUCGUUUUGUUUCUUUCACACAAACUCCAUAUAGCUAAACGAGACGGUUACAUUUAACAUCACGGUAUCUCAAUGUCUGAAGGUGACACCUCUCUGGAGUCGACCAGGGGCCCGCCAGUGUCGGCUACUGCGCGGGGCCGCGGAGCGGUCGGUCUCCUUGUUUUGCCGGCGAUAGUGCCGCGUUGUGAUGUCUUUCUGUUGUGAUGGGGUUGGGCGGGUCGCGGUGCGGCAUCCAGUCCGCGCCGGGGACCGUGUCGGGCGGUGCCCGUUGGCGGCCCGGUUCCUGACCGCCUGUUCCCGUCCUGUGCUCGGGUCGCCGCGCAGUACCGUGAUAAAGGCUCGCCCGCUAUCCCCGGCCGCGCCAGGCCGGGCCGUGCUCAUAGGUUAGUUCGUGGAUAACACGAGAUUAUACACGCGUGAGCUUUGGCGUAUUGUCAAUAAUGCGCAGGGAAAUUGUGUACUGCUGGGGUUUUGUGUCGCAUGUUGCCUUAUUGGGUGGAAGUUAGCCUUUUAUGAAAGCAGGCAUCCAUAGCGUUGUGCGUGCUAUAUUUAUUACUUCGACAUAUAACUGCACUAGAUGUGAAAUGUGGGCAAUACCGGACAGCUAUCGUAUAUUGCGGACCUGUCUGAUCCGUGUAUUGUAACGCGGUGUAUGGGCAGACUCGAAGGUCGUGCUCGCGUGACGAAUGUAACCAGCGCUACGCUCCGGGGACAAAGUGGAUGGCUGCUAACCACUCUGUACACUGCAUUAACAGCUGUCGAACCGGCGCACGGCGGCGUGGACGGACGCGGUGCUCUACUCGUGAGGGCGUUGCUCAGUUGCUUCGAUGUACCGCUGUUUUACAUGAAGACGUUAACCAAAGCCUCGUGCGUGCGUUCUGUGAUGAGAAUAAAUGAUGGAAAAUCGG